Molecule: messenger RNA, 530 nt
Organism: Rotaria sordida
Lineage: Eukaryota; Metazoa; Rotifera; Eurotatoria; Philodinida; Philodinidae
Source: the annotation of a GenBank genome assembly
AUGACUCAAUAUGUUGAAUUGCGAGUUCGGCGCGAAAAUGCUCGUUUAGUGAUCCCGGAUUCUCAAGAUUCAAAAAUAGCUGAUCCUAUCGUCGGCUAUGCUCAAGAACCACUUCUUCCGCUUGGCGAUGCAUGCAAACCAUUGGUUCCUAUUGUCUUUAAUAUAUUGGGAUAUGUUUCGAAUGCUCUUGAACGCACUUCAAAAAAUCCCUCAGAUGGUCUGACAAGCGACGAAUCAGCUUCGAUUUAUCUCUACACGAUGGAAUGGAAUGAUGAACAUAGAAGUGUCUAUUCCAUUCUCAAUGAAACACUCAGAACAGCUGACCGCGAACAUUUACAACCUUGGUUUAAGUACCUGAAACUUUUACUGACUGCCUUGGUCAAAAUACAAUGUGCAGCUCAACAGACGGUUUGGCGUGGGAUACGAAAAGAUCUUAGUUCCGAAUUUCCUCGAGGAACUCAGGUGAUCUGGUGGAGUUUCUCAUCUUGCACAACAACGCUUCCUGUAUUAGAGAAUGAUCUCUACUUGGG